Messenger RNA from Fusarium venenatum, 2076 nucleotides. Lineage: Eukaryota; Fungi; Ascomycota; Sordariomycetes; Hypocreales; Nectriaceae. The record is from RefSeq and is a predicted model, not a curated record.
AUGGACAAGCCACACCCUCGCGAAAGCAAUGGACUUCUCAAUCUAUACAGCAAUGUGGACAGGCCAAUCGUUACUGAAAUUACAGAGAACUCCAAGAAGAUGGACGACUGGAAGGUCACUCUAAUUGGUGGCUCCUGUGCUUGUGCUGUUGUUUUUGUCGUUAACCUCGGCGUCACCAUCUGGUCCAGCGUGAGCCUACAAGACAACCAGUCGAGCCGGAGAAUUAUCUACGAGGGUUCGUGUUCAACAACUCGGAACAUGAAUCUCGGGAUUCACCUUGUCAUCAACAUCUUUGGUUCGAUCCUUCUUUCCGCCAGCAACUAUGGGAUGCAAUGUCUUUCGACACCAACCAGGGCCGAUGUUGACAAAGCUCAUGCACAGAAGAGAUGGGUAGAUAUUGGGAUCCCUAGCUUUCGCAACUUGAGAAAAGUAUCUGCAUGGAGAGUAGCACUUUGGUGGCUGCUUAUCCUUUCUUCGGUACCACUUCAUCUCUUACUCAACUCGAUGGUCUACUCAUCCUUAACGGCAUUCUAUUACGAGACUUAUACCGCGGAUAGGAACCUCCAGCUACUCGAGAGUGAAUCUGGACAUGUACCUGCAGAUAACUACACCAUAGCCGAGUUUGAGCCGAGGAACAUUACAGGCAGUCAACUCGAUAACCUCACCGCCUUGGAGUGUAUCGACCAGUAUGGUGCAAUGUUCCUGACAAACAGGAUCGACGUGAUACUGGUUGUCGACACUUCAACGUCCAAACCUGAAUCGAAAAGGGCACACGAGAUAAACUCUACCUUGUUACACAACGUUGGACGAGCAUUAGAUAACAACUGCCCUUCAUCAGAUUAUGAUUGGAUUUGUCCUAACCAAGAUUGCGACAACCCUUGUCACUUCCAAUUGCCACAAGUUAAACUUCAGUCGGAUGAUUGGAGACCGUUCGGCAAUAGGGUCGAGUAUUGCCUUAGCGAGCCAGCACCACAAAAAUGUCGACUCAACUUUGACAUUUAUCUUGCGGGGAUUGUCCUUGCAGUGAACUUUAUCAAGGCGAUCAUACUGGCCUUUAUUGUUUUUCGGCCACCAAAAGAGCCCAUGUUUAUUCUUGGAGAUGCUAUUAAAUCAUUCUUGACUCGUCCAGAUGAAUACUCUCGGGGAAAUUGCUUGGCAUCGGCGCGUAUUGUCCGUGACGGCCUCUUUACUCGGCAAAGUAUCAUGCAUACACAACCUAAACGACGCGGAGUUGCUGUUACUAAAACGCGGUGGAUCUUCAGUCUUGUCAUGUAUGGAGUCGCGUUUGCUGUCAGUUGCGGGCUUCUGACUUAUGGUAUCAUAAAGGUCCCCGGCCCCCACGACCUCAAGACCCUCUGGGGGUUAGGAUUCGGAACCGCAAACGAACUCACCCUAAUAUCAGGCAGGGGAUUUACGGAAAAUCAGUUUGGGAGCGACCAGAAUAUCUUCUUUGUAGUUCUCAUAUCCAACCUUCCUCAGCUGAUCUUCUCACUUCUAUACUUCCAGUAUAACAGCCUCUUCACUGCUAUGGCGGCCGCAAAGGAAUGGAGUGAUUUUGGUCGCAAACGACGUCCAUUACGCGUUUCCUCCAACCCGAGAGGUCAGCAACGCUCCCAGUAUUUUCUUCAACUUCCCUACCGCUUUAGCAUUCCGCUUGUACUUGUUUCAAUGCUUGUACACUGGAUGCUGUCACAAAGUAUUUUCAUUGUUAUUAUCGAGAAAUUUGACAAGGUAACAUCAGAAUUUGAGUACCAGGAUGUUGUGAUAACUUGUGGAUACUCGCCAGUUGCCAUUAUCUUUGUUGUUAUCACCUCUAUUUUUAUGGCUGCCGCGGUAGUCAUUACAGCAUUUCGUCGCCUACCAACUGGUAUGCCUGUGGUUGCAAGCUGUAGUUUGGCGAUUGCGGCUGCUUGUCACCAACCAGACGGUUUCUCGUACCCGGAGGCAUCGUUGCUCCCUUUACAAUGGGGCGUUAUGUGUAUUGAAAAGGAAGUGUCUGUUCGGGAGACAACAGAUCAUUGUGGCUUCUCUCAUGGCUCGGUUGAGCAGCCGCAGGAUGGGCAAUUGUACUACUAA